Messenger RNA from Argentina anserina (silverweed cinquefoil), 603 nucleotides. RefSeq lists its product as uncharacterized. The record is from RefSeq and is a predicted model, not a curated record. Bases 1 to 603 code for a protein of 200 amino acids. The transcript is spliced from 4 exons. NCBI's taxonomy places the organism in Eukaryota, Viridiplantae, Streptophyta, Magnoliopsida, Rosales, Rosaceae.
AUGGUGUUUGGUGGUACUUCUGCCAAACUUGUCUCCGAAUUUGCAAAGAUUAUGGAGCAUGAGUUUGAGAUGUCUAUGUGUGGUGAACUACCGUACUUUCUUGGCUUGCAAGUUGCUCAAUCUCCUGACGGGAUAUUCCUAUCUCAAUCUAAAUAUGACGUUGCCUUAGUAAAAAAAUUCAGUCUGGAUUCUAAGAAAACUAUAGUUAAUCCCAUGAGUACCUCCACUAAGCUCCAUGAAGACUUAGAUGGUAUGGUUCGUACGAAGAAGACUGCUCGUCUGAGUGGCAAUCCUCGUCCCUUAUGUUUUCCACCGCCUCCACCUCUUCCUGCUCCUCUUCCACCUUAUCCUGAACCUAUCAUGCCUGUUGUAGUUCCUACUGCCAUUCAACGUUCGCCACAGUCUCAUGUCACUCAAACUGAUCAUCUUAUUACCAUGUACUUUGUUUUACAAGUACUUGACGAAAGGUGUGGAAUGACAAAGGGCGAGAUUGAAGGUAUUUAUCAUUCCUCACCUUCUCCUAGGUGCACUAGGAAAGCAUCUGUUUUGUAUGUUUAUCUCGAUCCUAUGUUUAAAGCUUGGAUUGAGAUCUUGUUUGGUUAG